Molecule: messenger RNA, 325 nt
Organism: Drosophila serrata
Lineage: Eukaryota; Metazoa; Arthropoda; Insecta; Diptera; Drosophilidae
Source: RefSeq, a predicted model, not a curated record
ACUGUCUCCGUAAUUGCCACAUUAGGCUUGGAUUGUUACCAUGCGGCAUCUGAUUUUUCUGACCCUUAUAUCGUUGGUUUUGGUUUUAGCCAAGCCGGCAACGGAGGCACCACGUCUGCUCAUCGACUCGGCUCCAUCGGUGGUCUCCUACCAGGGUUCAUCGCAGACUCAGACGCGAUUCGUCAUUGCGCCCAUGGGCAGGGCUCUGGGCUAUGUGGAGCCCACAAAUCUAAAUAGGACUUUUCACACAAAGGCCACCCAGGAGGGCGGCAGUACGGGCUACGAACUGCUUAAUCUAAGUCCGGUCUAUGUGCCCGGCAGUUAG